Molecule: messenger RNA, 447 nt
Organism: Nothoprocta perdicaria
Lineage: Eukaryota; Metazoa; Chordata; Aves; Tinamiformes; Tinamidae
Gene: RPS27
Product: ribosomal protein S27
Exons: 4
Coding region: 41-295 (84 amino acids)
Biological process (GO): translation; ribosomal small subunit assembly
Cellular component (GO): ribosome; cytosolic small ribosomal subunit
Molecular function (GO): structural constituent of ribosome; RNA binding
Source: RefSeq, a predicted model, not a curated record
GGCCUGGCCCCUUUUCGGUCGCGGCUGCCGCCACGCGAACAUGCCCCUCGCCAAGGACCUGCUGCACCCCUCGCCCGAGGAGGAGAAGCGCAAGCACAAGAAGAAGCGCCUCGUGCAGAGCCCCAACUCCUACUUCAUGGACGUGAAGUGCCCAGGUUGCUACAAGAUCACCACGGUGUUCAGCCACGCGCAGACCGUGGUGCUGUGCGUGGGCUGCUCCACGGUGCUGUGCCAGCCCACGGGCGGCAAGGCGAGGCUCACAGAAGGAUGCUCCUUCAGACGGAAGCAGCAUUAAAGGAAAGGCUCCCGAGGUGGCUGGGACUACGUGCACAGAUGGCUGCGCAGAGGAAGAGCGCGGGAUUUGGUUCAGGAGUGACCCAAGCGCUUCAGCCAGGUGAACUUGGAAUUUGAACCGAGAAUGUGACUUCCAUGCUGUCCCUGUAGCCC